Messenger RNA from Brachypodium distachyon (stiff brome), 591 nucleotides. RefSeq names its product cysteine proteinase inhibitor 8. The transcript has a single exon. The coding region runs from base 98 to 442 and encodes 114 amino acids. The record is from RefSeq and is a predicted model, not a curated record. NCBI's taxonomy places the organism in Eukaryota, Viridiplantae, Streptophyta, Magnoliopsida, Poales, Poaceae. Gene Ontology annotation, molecular function: cysteine-type endopeptidase inhibitor activity.
AGCAACCACCUACACGUACUGAUCUCAAAGCCAAAAUAAAACAGUCACCAAUUCAAGGUAGUGUACGUAGCCGUAGGCAGGAAACAGUUAAUCGGCAAUGAGGACCUCCAGCCUUCUCCUCCUCGUCGCUGUUGCUGGCAUCGUCUUGGUUUAUCCCGUCGCCACAUCUGCCCAGCAACCUUGGACUCCGAUCGAGGGCAUCGAGUCAGCAUACUACCAGGAGCUCAGUGCGUGGGCGGUGUCUGAGCACGUCAAGCAGGCACACGACGAUCUCAGGUACAGCAAGGUGACAAGUGGCGAGGAGCAAAAACUACCGAAUGGCGAGAAGGACCGCCUCUUCAUCGUCGCGGUGGACGGCAAUGGCAAGGAUGGCAAGUAUCAGGCGGUGGUCGUCGUGGAUAAGACUUCGCGGAGGCUUGAAUCCUUUGCUCCGGCAAACUGAAGCGCGCGGCCAACAACUGGCUGGCAUGCAUGGUAUAUAGUCCAAUCACGGUUACUACUUUAGACACAAUAAAUGAUUUCCAAGGACGACAAAUAUGUCGUUUCUAGGAAUAUUCGAAUUUCAAAAUGAAUCUUUGGUGUACACUUAAA